Messenger RNA from Hylaeus volcanicus, 2146 nucleotides. Its product is annotated as eukaryotic translation initiation factor 3 subunit A-like. The record is from RefSeq and is a predicted model, not a curated record. The coding region runs from base 795 to 1964 and encodes 389 amino acids. The transcript has 5 exons. Lineage: Eukaryota; Metazoa; Arthropoda; Insecta; Hymenoptera; Colletidae. Gene Ontology annotation, cellular component: mitochondrion. Gene Ontology annotation, biological process: negative regulation of ATP-dependent activity. Gene Ontology annotation, molecular function: ATPase inhibitor activity.
AGUAAACGACGAAUAAAUAUUUUUUCGCGACCUCUUCUCUAUUAAAUCCUUCAUUCUAAAUCGUUGAUUUUGUUCUACUCUUCGACCUUCAAAUUUUUAUUUCGCGAGGAAUGGCUGAACAGUUCUCUAAGCCGGAGACCAGGUAGGCCUGAAUUUUGUGACCGCGGUAAUCAGCCAGGAUCGUUCGAGUAGUGGCCGAUUUUUCGCUUCGAAUAAGUUCGACGGUUGAAUUAGUCGAGACGACCCAAGAUUCAAACAAUGAAGCUCGUCGAUUCCCAGCAGUGCCGGGUCACGAGGAACGACGCCAGCUGACGCGUACUUUUCGGUCACGUUGUAUGCACGACGCUGGUUAAACAGCUGACUAUUUUAAACCAGCGAUUAAACAAGUAAACGAGAGACGGAUAAACAUCAGCUAAUCGACGCGAAGAAACGACACGCGUCCGACGAUCGCGGUAAUUAACCCAGAUACUAACGAUAAUUCACCGAGAUUUAACCAUUCUCUGUAAAUCCACUCGAGUCAAGUAUCUAUCGCACGCAUAACGUCAAAUUCUGCGCACGAGGAACGGCACACGUUUCCUUGUAAACGCGUAAAAGUUUCCUGAAACUGCGGCAACGUUCAGUUUAUACCCAGCAUCGCGUAUUUAGAGAUGAGACUAUGUUCUCUCGAAGAGACUAUAGCAACGUCUGGGUCGCGACGAAAUUGAUCGAUAUCGGUGGAUCGUAAUCCCGGGUGAUUACGAUUGUUGCGAGUGAAUUAGCAAGAGCGAAUUAAGAGCAAAGGUGGUGAAAGGAGGAUGUCAGCAAACGCGACGACGGUGCUGCUGAAGAAGAGGGAGAGGACGCAGAACUGGGUCCCGGAGGAAAAGAACGCUUUGUUCUCGUUGAUCAAGACGCACAUGGCAGCGAUCGAGAACAAGAAGAUCGACGCUGCUGCAUCGGCUAUGAAGACGCUAGCCUGGCAGCAGAUCUACACCGCGUUCCGUGGCAGAUUCUCCACGGACAGGGACAUCACCAGAAUGAGAGAGCAGUGGAGGAGGAUGAAGGCUCAGGCCAGGAUGGAGAUGUACACGUUCGCAGAGAAGUUGAAGAAUCUGGGCCCCGAGGAAGCAGCCAAGUGUCGUCCAUCGAACCUCUCGAUAGACGUAUGGAGAUUGAUGGAGAAGGCGAAGAAGAGCGACGGUGACGGCGAUCGUUCGGACGAGAACAGUCAGGAAGGUAGCGAGAGUUCUGUGAGUCUGCAGGCCAUCCUGGACAAACUGCCUACCUCCACGCCGGAUGCGUUGGUCGACGAAAUCAAAGCCGAGCCAGAAAGCGACGAUUCUCACACGGAAGAGGAGAGUAGUCAGGGGAAGCCCCUCAGAGAGAGAAAAAGGCCGCGAGUUUCUGAGAACGAGCCAAUAGACCUCGCUGAACAAAGGCCACGUGCUGAUAAUGCCAAUCCUCGUCGCCUUGAUAAUGUAGGAGAGAGUAGGUCCUCGUCCACUUCGAAGGACAAAAUUGACCAGAUUAGCAACCAAGAAGAGGCCAUUCGAAGAACGACGUGGACGUUGGAGGUGGCUCAAAAGGAACACGAUUUGAAACUAAAGAUACUGAACAUUGAUCUGGAACGCGCCGAAUUGGAGAAACAAACCGCCAUCAACGAACUGAAAACCUCGGAGAUUAAAAGGCAGUUGAUUGAAAGCGAAGCUGCUGAAUAUUACGGCCAAGCAAGAAUGUCUGGAGAACGUGGAUCGGGUGCUGGUAAAGGUGGUGGUGGCGGUGGAAGCAUUCGCGAAGCUGGAGGAUCUUUUGGUAAAAUGGAGGCUGCCCACGAAGAUCAGUAUUUUUAUAAUUUGCAAAAGGAGCAAUUCCAGAAGCUUAAGGAAGAUCUACACGACGAGAUCUCCUUCCAUGAGGAACAGAUCAAGCGUCACCAAGAAGCUAUAAACCGUCACAAACAGAGAAUCACCAACAUGACAGAAUGAAAUGCUUACGGUGGCGCGAUAUUCCUAACUUUUAAGAAGUGUGAUGUUGCCCUUUACGAUAUCAUUAUGCAUUGCAGAUAGUAACGAUGGUAGAAUCAUCAUGUCUGUACUUUUCUUCUUCUUUUGUUACAAAAUGUUAAUAUAGAAUAAAAUACAUUGAUUUUAAUACAUCAUAAAAAGAA